Messenger RNA from Rhizophagus irregularis DAOM 181602=DAOM 197198, 693 nucleotides. RefSeq lists its product as uncharacterized. Gene Ontology annotation, molecular function: mRNA binding. The record is from RefSeq and is a predicted model, not a curated record. NCBI's taxonomy places the organism in Eukaryota, Fungi, Glomeromycota, Glomeromycetes, Glomerales, Glomeraceae.
AUGGAACAACAAAACGGAAAUCCUCGUUCAGAUUCUGUUCCUCCUCCACCUCAAGAAAUUUCAUCUAGUAGCAACAAUCAUCCUUACAGCUCUCGAAAAGAUCGUUCUUUGUCGCCCCGUGCCGGUUACAGACGUUCUUAUUCUCCUAGAAGAAGAAGCCCUUCUCCUACUAGAGGUUAUCGUAAUGGAAGAGAAGACAGAUAUAGGGAAGAUCGUUAUACCAGAGAAGACAGAUACGAUCGUGGAUACGGUGGUAGAGGUGGUGGUUAUAGAGAAGAAAGAGGUUAUCGUGAUUAUCCUUCGUAUGCUUCCGAAAGAAGAGGACCUCCAAGAAGGAACAAACCAAUUGAUCGUGGUUCAGACAAAGAAAGACGUGACUCGACCACACUUUAUGUGGGUAAUCUUCCAUAUGCUUUUCGUGAACAAGACGUAGCUGAGAUGUUUGAGCGGUAUGGUCGUUUACGAAAAGUAACGGUUCAGAUUGACCAUUACACUGGAAGAAAUAAAGGGUUUGCCUUUGUUGAAUUCGAAGACAGAAGAGAUGCUGAAGAUGCAUUUGACAAAUACAAUGGUACCAAUGUUGAAGGUCGUCGAUUAAAACUGGAUUGGGAUAUUGGUCUUGGUAAAAAAGAUCAACAUCGUAGAGAAAAAUAUGGUACUAUUAAUGAUUAUGGGUAUGCUUUAAAGAAUUGA